Molecule: messenger RNA, 6900 nt
Organism: Seriola aureovittata
Lineage: Eukaryota; Metazoa; Chordata; Actinopteri; Carangiformes; Carangidae
Gene: zbtb42
Product: zinc finger and BTB domain containing 42
Exons: 2
Coding region: 1070-2665 (531 amino acids)
Biological process (GO): regulation of transcription by RNA polymerase II
Cellular component (GO): nucleus
Molecular function (GO): protein binding; DNA-binding transcription factor activity, RNA polymerase II-specific; RNA polymerase II cis-regulatory region sequence-specific DNA binding
Source: RefSeq, a predicted model, not a curated record
UAAAGAGUGUCCCCUCGCCGCUUCGUUCAGUGCAGUUGGCUUUUGCUGCGAGUUCCUCUGCUGUUUAAAAGGAUCCCAGUAAUGCGUUUCCCAACACGGACAUGGAGCUCGGUUUACUGCGCCCGUGGCCCUCCGAUCUCCUACUUAACACUUUUCUUUUUCUUAAAAAAGAAAAAAACAAUCUUAACUUCUGUGCGCAAAAUUUCCACACAUGCACAGCGUCCUCGGUGGCAUCAAACUUAAAUAUUCAAUUCACUGGAGUUUUCUUUUUUCCCUUCUUUUUCUUUGCCAUCUGCCUUUUCUGUUUUGAAUUAACCCUUUUAAAAAAAAAUACCCCACAGCUGUGUGCGAGUGUGCGUGUGUGUGUGUGAGUGUGUGAGUGUGUGUGUGUGAUGAGUGCGUAAAAGGAGCCACAAAGCGUUUUAUCUUCAUCCGCGGUUAUCGAGUGCAGUUUUCUGUGGUGAUAUAUAACCCGAAUGAUAAAGGAAAAAGUUAGAAAUUCGAUGUAAUCGUGUAUCACUCAUAGAUCCGCUCAGUUUUGUAAGUUGUGUGUGUCUUCUUUUCUUUUUUUUUCUUUUUUUUUUUGUUGCACUGCGUAGCCCAGAGUUAACAUAUGGCAUAAAGGGGAGCACAGCUGGAGGUAGCGUUUCCAUUGCGGUGAUGUCAGAGCAGCUGACUCCACAGCUUGCAGUGUAAUUAGCAAACAGAGCAGCAGUUUACUCACUCCGCACUGCUCUUAUUUUUUCACGCUAGCCUCCCUCCCCGAUGGACGAGUGCUAUCAUUCCCAGCCACACUUGCUUGUUCCGUAAACACCGCUGUUUUGUGUGCGUUUGGAAACGCACCGGCGCGUCGCUAUUCGCUAAAUUUUGGGAAGCGCAAGAAGUAAGCUGACCGCCACCGACCCGACUACGUCGGAGCAUUUGGAUCCGUGGAUCCGUUUACACCCGUGAUAGACAUGGGUGGGUGAGCGCAGCUCAGCGUGCCCCUGCAUCACUGGAAAGAAUGUAGGAUAUAUGUUCUCAAGUUGGAUAAAGUCGUUGAUGGAGACAUUUAGGUUAUGAAGGAAGAAUGGAGUUCCCAGACCAUAGCCGCCAGUUGCUGCAGUGUCUGAGUCAGCAGCGUCACCAAGGUUUCCUCUGUGACUGCACUGUUCUUGUCGGGGAGGCUCGAUUCAAAGCGCACAGAGCCGUGCUGGCCUCCUGCAGCAUGUACUUCCAUCUCUUCUACAGGGACCAGCUAGACAAAAGGGACGUUGUGCAUCUCAACAGUGACAUUGUGACAGCCCCUGCUUUCAGUCUGCUCCUUGAAUUUAUGUAUGAGGGGAAGUUGGAAUUCAGCACUCUGCCAGUGGAGGAUGUCCUGGCAGCAGCCAGUUACCUCCACAUGUAUGAUAUAGUGAAAGUGUGUAAAGGCAAGCUGAAAGAUAAGGAACUUUCCUCCCUGGAUGAAAAGAUGGGUGAGGGUUUGGGACUCAGCUGUCUGGACAGGGAAAAUUCCUCAGAUGGCGAGCUGCACAGUAAGCAGCUCAUCCGGCGACAGCCCCAGACACCGUCUCAGGGGCUUCACAGGGCCCCCCUGGCAGAAGAGUUUGACAUGGACAACAGCGAAGUCAGGCUGGCUGUCACAGAUUGUGAUAGGUCUGCACGGAGCAGGCAGAAGGCAAACGGUCACUCUGGCAGGUCCCCGGACCUUGUAAGUGUCAAUUAUGUGUCAGCAGAGGCCGAGCCCUGCGUCCAAACAGCUGGAAAAACAAAAGCUGAUGUCAGUAGUUCCACCGUAUCGCUGUCCCAGAGGUCCCGGGCUUCAGAUGACAUGGACUGUGCACUGGAUUUGUCUUUCAAGCCUCUGUCUAGCAGAGAUCCCUUACACCCCUCCUACGUCUCGGGACAGCUGGCCCUCGACAGCCAGCAGCAGGGCAUUGAGCCACUUGUUAAAGACGAACACGACUUGCUGUCAGAGCAGGAGGACAGUGAGCCGACGAGCCCUGAGAGCCAGCGCUUUGGGAAUAGUGCCAGGAGCUCAGUGGUGACAGGGUUCGCUGCCCUCUUCCCAGGCAACAACGGCUCCACAGCCGCCCUGCUCUCCCAGGAGGAGGACCUGAUGGACGAGGAGGGGGAGGCCUGCAGAGGGAGGGAGGGCGCCCCAGGCAGGGAGUUAGAGGAGAGGAGGGGUAGGCUGCUGGGGGACAGCGAGGAGGAGGAGGAGGACGACUUGGCCUCUUCAGACAUCUCCACCUCCAGCGGGGUGCUCCUGCCCCCGGGGCAACAGGUGUGUGUGUGCCCCCUCUGCAGUAAAGUCUUUCCCAGCCCCCACGUGCUGCAACUGCACCUCAGCUCACACUUCCGUGAAAAGGAAGGCGCUCGCUCCAAGCUGUCCCCCGAUGGCUCGGUCCCCACCUGCUUGCAGUGCAACAAGACCUUCUCCUGCAUGUACACCCUUAAGCGCCACGAGCGUACACACUCUGGCGAGAAGCCAUACACCUGUGGCCAGUGUGGCAAGAGCUUCCAGUACUCCCAUAACUUGAGUCGGCACGCUGUGGUUCACACACGUGAGAAGCCUCACGCUUGUAAGUGGUGUGAACGGCGCUUCACCCAGUCUGGGGACCUCUACCGCCACAUCAGGAAGUUUCACUGUGGCCUUGUCAAGACUCUCGCCAUUGGAUAAAAACACCUCUCACCAGUGCCAUGACAUAAGACAGAAUGUCUUUUCAUACACUGAAUACUACUUUUUCUAUUACUGAACAAUUUUUCCCAUUAGUGUACACAUGUCUGCAGAUUGUUGGAGACAUAUCUUUUGGAUUCUACCCCAUGUGGCAUUUUUCAAGUUAAAGAUGUAGCAACUUUAAGACUGGAUCCGUUUUCUGUGCUGGACUGAGUCAGAGGCAUAGAUGCUGGUCGGAGGCAGACAGUUGAAGGUGCACAGGCUGUUAAGAUAAACAUGGGUGCUGUGAAACUCAAGCUGGAUCUGUGUGGGCGAAGGUGAACAAAUCAGAUGAUGCACUUGUUUGUUUCUGUCCUGUUUGUGUCAAUCUGUCGUUGCGUUUAUUUGAGGAGUAUGUUUGCUGAAAGAAAAAGCAUCCUAUGUUCAUACCCUCUGGGUAGAUGGGUGAUGGCUAAUCCUAACAUAUGUUAAUACAAUCGUCAGAGUAGGUGAGACUUUGUGCACAUGGGAGAUCAGAACCGUCCGUGAGUAGCAAUAUAUGAUUUUUUUUUUUUUUAACUCCUACAUUAUAAUUAUUAUUUAUUAUUUGGGAUUUGUUUAGUCCUUAACAAAGUAAACUAUCAUAAGGCAGCAAAACUAAUGAAGUUUGACUACUGGAAGUAUGAUUAUUAUGAGUUUUUGUUUGAUUGAAACGAACCUGGUUAGAUUUUUAUGUUGUUUAUAACAAGAGACAAGCAGACCAUUAUAUCAUCACAUUUCUUUUUGCCUUGGGGAGAGUUACCAGCUCUUUAGUUGCUAAUGUGAGGGAGCGUACAUCGAUGAAACGGCCAUGUAAUUGCUCCUUUAAAAACAAGUUGUAUAAUCAGAGGAGGGAUGGAAAGUAGUUAAAAGCUAAUGCCUGUAACACUGGUGCCUACUGAAGUUCUCAACACUUCACCUAGUGUACUUACUAAAAACAAGAAUGAGAUAUAUUGCCAUGUGUUCUUGUCAUAUUCAGUGACUUUUUUUAAGGCCUUUUCAAAAAUCUGGAUUGCACUCCACAUACCAGGUGGUAACAAAGGUAAUGGUCUACACUGGAAUGCCAACUGAUCCACGAGUGUCCUUAAUUGAAUCAUUUACAAGAAUGUAAUAAAAACUAUGUAAAUCAAGUUCUUGUCAAUUAAAUGUUCAUUGACUCGUUUGGGUUUAAAGGCAGAUAGGUGCCAGUAAAUUACCUUGUUAUUUCCUGGUAUGGCGUAAAAGGCUACACUGACGCGGUGUUUAAGGCGAACCCUCAGCAGCCAGGGAGGGGGGAGAGCGGGAGACAGGUGGAUGUUCAGUGCUUUGUCGGCGCUGUUUGUUCAUCAAAGCUGUGUCAUUCAGCUGAAUCUACUGACUUUUCUUUCUUUUGAAUUAACUUUUUUUUCAUUUUUUUUUUUUCAUAUUAUUGUAUCUUCUUACUGUACGUGUGUAUGUUACUACUGAUGAAGCUGGAGCCUUUAGUGAUGCUAAAGUCCUGGAGAGAAUCUUCGGGCAGGAAAUGCGUUUCUUCUGUCUGUUCACAUAGAUGCUAUAUGAAUUCUUAACAGGGGGUGUAGCACUAAAAGUUCAUGAUAUUUGUCUAAUCUGUCCUGAGAAGACUUGAUCAGAAUUUAUUUAUUAGUUUGACUUGGUUCAGGGUUUACUGUAGGUGUAGUUCUUAUUUCUAUAAGCUUGAAAGACGUCGCGUCUUGCCUAGCAAUUUUGGUACUCAUUAACUGGUAUUGGGGCUGUCUGUUUAUUUCCUCUGUGCAAAUCAAGUUACUGUAAUUGUAUUUUAAUAUACCGUGUAGAAACCUCUGCGAGAGAUUUGUCACAUGGAACAUAGAGAAGCACUUGUUUUUAGCAUGCAUAUAGUUCCAACACUAUGUCUAGGCUGCUAUUUCUUACUAUUUGUAUAUUUAAUGUAAAUAUAUAUUCUAUUUAUCAAACUGUUUUUGUUUCUCCGUGUUACAACACACGUAAGGUCGAGAGAGAGAGAGUCAGGUGUCUUAUUAAGGCUGCAGUCUCUUAAAGUGUCACGUCUUCCCCGAGGAGUUUGAUUCCUUUUUUCUGUAUUCAAGGCUUGAUUGGACUCCGCCUCACUACAAAUCAGAGCGGUUAAUACCGCUCCGGCUGCUGUUCUGCCACAGGAAACAGUUGUUCACAAGCACAGCCACACUGAUACGGCAUUGGCUACCUAUAGAAAUGAGACAAUACAGGCAUUGUCCCCCCCCAACCCCCCUCCAACCCACCACCACCAGGUCCCAGGUAGUUCUCAAGGGAUCAUUGUGUAUCUCUCUCCUAGCUGUGGGGAGAAAAGCCAGUGCAAGUCUCUCUUUGCACUUUUCUGUAUUGAAUGGAGCCCUAGGAAUGUGAGAAAUGUAUUUAGCAAAGGGAGACCAAGGAGACUGUAAACAGGUGUAUUGUCUGGAGGCAUCAAAGAACAGCCCCCCCUAUCCCAGCAUGCAGUAGAUAAAUGCUUCAUUGUUCCUCUGCAUGGAGGAGUACCACGGUGAUUUGAUUGCACAUCUAUCAAGAGAAUAUCAGAGUUUUGUUUUCAAAGUGCUAGAUCGAGGAAAAGAUUGCUGAGAUUAACACGAAAUAUCUGGCAACUGUGACGACGGAGGUCAGAUGUAGGUGCUGACUACCUGUGCGUUUCGGCACAAACACCCUGCGGUGUUCUUUUCUUUUGUCUUUUAAGUUAAUCACCAAGACUUCUUUCAGGACACAAAAAUGAAUUCACAUGUGAUUUCUCAGCAUUUGUCACGGUUUGUCAGCGUUUUUUAAGUGGAGAACGCCCAAGUCAAGAAGGAAACAAACCAUUUCUCUCAGAAUUACAUGCAAUAUGUUUUCAUCUACUCCCUGACCUGCACUCAGCAGUGGUGCACGAAUGAUCAAGGUUUGCUUGUAAUUUUUCAAGAAAUGUACUUUGGCUCCCUGUUUACUUGCACAAACACUCCUGUUGUUCACAUGACAGGUUAAUCACUCCAGUAAGUCAUCAGAACAAAUAGAUAUAUUUCAGAGACAUAGAUGUUACGUAGUGUUAAUAAUGUAUAUUUCAAUCCGAACCCACAGGAAUGUAGAUUUUGUCUGUUUUUUGUUUUGUUAAAGGAGUAUUUCUUAUGUGGUGCAAGUUAAAAUCGCUUGAUUCUCUAAUGUACAUGUGUACAGAGGUAGACAGACAAACAAACUAAUGAUAUGUAAAGAAUUUCUUUCUUUUUAUUGUUUGCAGUCUUUAUUUAUACCUCCAGGAUGAUCACCAAAUGUGCCUUGUAGACACACGAAUAGGUGUUGCAUCUGGAGAAGGCCUUUUUCUAUACUGUACAUUUUUGCCCUUGACUGCGGUGUCAAAGUUCACAUCACAGCAACAGUGGCCCACUGAUGUGAAACAAUUCACAGCUGUUGUUCCUGUUUUUUCUAUCAUAUCAAAAAUGUUAAACCAGACAAACUAAAAGUUUGAAGUCCAUUUUUUUUUUUUUUUGCUGCUUUGCAAGAGAUUACAUCGGCGUUCUGAGAUUUAUUUGACCAUUUUUUGUUUGUGACUAAAUCUGUUUUUGGAUGUGUUCAACUGAAGACAAGCAAUUUUAUGUUUUGGCUUUUAGAAGCCAGCGCUACUGGGAACUAACAGUCUGUUCCUCAGUUACUGUCACUGUUGAAUGUGAAACUGAGAUUUUUGAUUGUUGACUUCUAUGGAAACAGUGCUACUCUGACCGAGGGCUAUGUUUGCCUAACUCAUGCUGUAUGAUCUUUUUAAGUCUAAAAACGACUUAUAUACUGAUACUGGAAUUUUGUCCUCUGCAGGUUACAACUGUGAAAUUGUGUAUAAUCAUGAGAAAUAUUUAUUAUUGCAUUUGCUUCUUGUGCAACAUUUGACUGUCUCCGUUUUAAUUUGGUAAAAAAAAAAAAGAAAGAAAAAAGCUUCUAAAUGUCAAACGAAAAUCUUUUUAAUAGAAUUUGUAGAAGUGCCAUUAGAAUUUAAUAUAAUUUUUUAAUAAGAAAGGUAUAUUUUAUAGUAAUCAAUUGCUUCAGUGUUAGUGGUGUAGAGAUUAGAGGACAAUCUUUAUGCAGAAUUGACAUUGCUUAGAUAUUGAGGCAAUUUACUUUGAUCUAUAACUUGUAUGUGCAUUUUCUUUGUUUGCGCUUUUGGAGUGUGCUUGUGUGUGUGUGCUGUGGAAAUGUGACAAUCUUGAUUUAGGUCUUUAUUAAGAUUAUGCAUAGAAUUAAAUGGAACAACUUUC